AUGGCGGACCUCAACCUUCAAGAGAUUCACGAUGCCCUCGUAUCGAUUGCCCACGAGGCAGGCCGCAUGAUCCUGUCGGCCAACCCCACGGACAUCGACCAGGGAACUAAGCUUAACUCCGUCGAUAUCGUGACCGAGACCGACAAGGCCGUCGAGGACCUGGUCUCGUCCAAGCUGCGCGCCCUGUACCCGACCUUUGCCUUCAUGGGCGAGGAGACGUACAAGCCGGGCAACAAGAUCGGGCCCGAGCCGACCUUUGUCGUGGACCCCAUCGACGGCACCACCAACUUCGUCCACGGCUUCCCCGAGGCCUGCAUCUCGCUCGGCCUGGCCGUCGACCGCCGCCCCGCCGUCGGCGUCGUCUACAACCCCUACCAGGACAAGCUGUACAGCGCCGUGCGCGGCCGCGGCGCCUUCCAGACCGUCGGCCAGGUCUGGGGGCUCGAGGGCGGUCGCGGCCGCGUGUCCCGCCUGCCGCUCGCCCGCAACCCGGCCCCGCUGGCGGGCCUCGACGCCAGCCUCGUCGCCGUCGAGUGGGGCAGCAGCCGCGACGACGCCAACUACGAGCUCAAGACGGCCGUGUUCAAGCGGCUGGCCGCCGCCAAGCCCCAGGGCGGCGCCAUGGUGCACUCGCUGCGGUCGCUGGGCAGCGCCGCCCUCAACCUGUGCGCCGUGGCCGCGGGCCAGGUCGACUGCUACUGGGAGGGCGGGUGCUGGGUCUGGGACGUCUGCGCCGGCUGGGCCAUCCUGGCCGAGGCCGGAGGCAUCAUGGCCAGCGGGAACCCGGGCACCUGGGAGCCCGCCAUCGACGAGCGCAAGUACCUCGCCGUGCGCGGCGCCCCGUCCGGGCAGAAGGAGCUCGUGCAGGAGUUCUGGGGCGUCAUUGGGGAGGGCCGCAUGGAUUAUUCGAGUUAG
Molecule: messenger RNA, 915 nt
Organism: Neoarthrinium moseri
Lineage: Eukaryota; Fungi; Ascomycota; Sordariomycetes; Amphisphaeriales; Apiosporaceae
Exons: 2
Coding region: 1-915 (304 amino acids)
Biological process (GO): inositol metabolic process; signal transduction; phosphatidylinositol phosphate biosynthetic process
Molecular function (GO): inositol monophosphate 1-phosphatase activity
Source: RefSeq, a predicted model, not a curated record